CGUGUUAGUAGUCUAUAGUCACAGCAUUUUACGUAAUUACGUGUUUUUAUUUCCUUCCUCAAGUUGAGUCCGUCGCAAAGUAUAUAAUAUCUAGAGUGCCCACUGCUUACUGCCUAGUAAGUAGUAGUAGCUUGUAGCUACUUAAUGCCGCUGGUGUAGUGUCCCUUCGUUCGAUAUCUUGUACGCUUUUUAUUUUUUACGCCCCUAAGUGGACGAAUGACAUUGUGCAACAGGUGUAUUUGAACCUCUGAGCUAUUUCCAACGGCCGAUGAGUCCAUCAUCGUGGAAGUGGUGAUAAUAAUGACACCAUCACUUAACAGUUGACAUUUAGAUGGAACGAGAUCGUCCGAUGAUGACAAAGUUGGAAAUCAAAAGCAAAUUUGACGCCGAGUUCCGUCGUAUCUCGUUACCCAAAACAGAUGUUGGCACUUACGAACAAUUCAGAAUUCUUAUUGAACGUCUACAUAAGUUAAUUGAGGUGCCAUUUGUACUGUCAUAUACGGACCCAAAGGAUGGAGAUUUAUUACCAAUCAACAACGAUGAUAAUCUCGGACGAGCGGUUUUAACAGCCAAACCAUUGUUAAGGAUAAUUGUACAGCGUAAAGGUGAAAGUCUUGAAGAAUUAAAUGGGUAUGGUUCAUAUAGGCCUCGAAAUAUAAUAUCAUCAAUUUUGGGUGGUACACCUAGCAAAGCAAAACAUCUUUGGAUAUCAAACCCUCAGGAUUUUCGACAGGUGUCCGCGAUCAUAGACGUAGACGUAGUUCCAGACACGUGUCGGCGAGUUCGACUACUUAAACAUGGUUCAGAACGGCCAUUAGGUUUCUAUAUUAGAGAUGGCACAAGUGUGCGAGUUAGCCCUUCUGGUGUGGAAAAGGUUCCUGGUAUUUUCAUUUCCAGAUUAGUUCCAGGAGGCUUGGCAGAAAGUACUGGGCUUUUAGCUGUCAAUGAUGAGGUUUUAGAAGUAAAUGGUAUUGAAGUGGCCGGAAAAACUUUGGACCAGGUAACAGAUAUGAUGGUAGCUAAUAGUCAUAACCUAAUUGUUACUGUAAAACCAGCAAAUCAGCGAACCACAAUGUCAGCACCCCGGCGAGGUUCCUUAUCAAGAACGUCACAAUUAUCUAGUGGAUCACAACAAUCAGCACAUAGUGCCGCUACCACAGUUAACACCUCUGAAGAAGACGACCAAGAUGAAGUGGUAGAUUUGACUGCAGGUUUAGCUUUACAAGUAGCAAAUGAGUCUACUAGUACUGCAGACCAGUAGGCAUUAAAGGUACAUGUUACUGUUUCUCAAGAAAUUAACUAUGAGUCUAAAAAAGAAAUGAGCUUAUAAUGAGCUUGUUAAAUUAAUAGGACAUUAGCAUUCCAAAUAAAUUAAAUGAUAAAUAAUUACUUUUAUUUAUAAUGUUAGAUAAUUUGUCUUCCACUUCAUGUUUUCAAUUGUUUAAUUGUUGUAGCUUAGUAUGUGUGUUUUAUAAAAUAGUUAAACUCGAAAAAUUAAUACUAACCUAUUAUUACAGGGUGACACUUAAUUUAAUACUACUUCAUACUACUUGGAUUCUAUUACCUACAAAAUUCCAUAACCCAAAUUACAUUAAAAAAAUGAAAAUAAAGUUUCCUUGUGAAUGAUUGCUUUUUGCUUGCAGUAACACUGAACUUUAAAAUCAAUUUUUUUGAUGGUGAAACCCUAUUUUAUUAAAUUUCUACAAUUCUGUUGGUAACAAUAUCAGAAUCAUUCAAUACAUUUUUUCAUUUCCUUCUGAUCUCAAGAAAAAAAAAUAUCAUAACUUUUAUAAAAUGAUAGGUAUCCAAAAAAAAUCUGUUUAUAACCUUAACAUUCCAAUAUCACUCAAAAUAUGUAGACUGAAAAUAGACAAAUUUCCUUUUAGUAAAUAUUUUUUUUAUCUCUUAAAUCUGAUCUAAUAUAAUUAUUUCUUUAUAAAAAUUAAUAAUUUUUAAUGUCAAUAUAAUAUGUACAUUUAGUGACUGGUUUUGUGAUAUUAUUACACACUAUUUUAUAACUUACAUGUACUCAACAUUUUAGUAUAUUUAACAUACUUGUAGUCUACCACUAAAGGUUAAAUAGUGACUAAACAAAUUUAUAUAGUUUUUGAUAAAAUUUAUUCGCAUUAUUUCUAACAAUCUAAAAUAAUUAUUUUCAAAUAAGUAAAGUUUGCAAACAAAUAUCCGUCCAUUAUAGGUAUAUAUUCAGUUCAACUUAAGAAACAUAUUAGGCCGUGACCUAUUUUAUCAGGGGGUGGUCAAGCAAUACCUAUUUGUUACCUACACUGGUUCAACCAAUUGUGGAACUGCCGUGUGUAGUGAGGUGGGAACAAUUUGGCCUCCAAGCAUGUUUCAUAAGUUGAACAGAGUAUAGAUAUAUAUAUUUUUUUAAUGUUGCAUGUACUUCUUGUAUACGUCAUUUUGUGUUGAUCAUCAUUAUUACUUAGUAUUAUCAUUAUUA
Molecule: messenger RNA, 2461 nt
Organism: Acyrthosiphon pisum (pea aphid)
Lineage: Eukaryota; Metazoa; Arthropoda; Insecta; Hemiptera; Aphididae
Gene: par-6
Product: partitioning defective protein 6
Exons: 5
Coding region: 332-1261 (309 amino acids)
Biological process (GO): centrosome cycle
Molecular function (GO): protein binding
Source: RefSeq, a predicted model, not a curated record